Molecule: messenger RNA, 831 nt
Organism: Exophiala spinifera
Lineage: Eukaryota; Fungi; Ascomycota; Eurotiomycetes; Chaetothyriales; Herpotrichiellaceae
Product: chorismate mutase
Exons: 2
Coding region: 1-831 (276 amino acids)
Biological process (GO): chorismate metabolic process; aromatic amino acid biosynthetic process
Cellular component (GO): cytoplasm
Molecular function (GO): chorismate mutase activity
Source: RefSeq, a predicted model, not a curated record
AUGGACACGGCGCUAGAUUUAUCUGACGCCUCAAAGGCACUAGACUUGGAUAAUAUUCGCUUUCAGCUAAUCCGACUCGAAGAUACAAUCACGUUCCAUCUGAUCGAAAGAGUCCAGUUUCCCCUCAAUGCCACUGUCUACGAUUCCAGUGCUCUACCGAUACCUACAACGAAUCUAGCAUUGCCUCCAGUUAUCUCUCUGCUAGACUACCUUCUAUCCGAAACCGAACGUCUUCAUUCUACCAUUCGCCGCUAUGAUGCGCCCGACGAGUAUGCCUUUUUCCCUCAAGUGCUUCAGCGGCCAAUGCUCCAGGCCAUCAAGUACCCCAAGAUCCUUCAUGACAACGACGUCAAUGUCAAUCAGGUUAUCAAGGAAAAGUAUAUAAACGAGGUAUUGCCAGAGGCCUGCCGCAAGUUUGGACGCGAAGACCGAGGCGAGACAAAGGAGAAUUAUGGUAGCGCUGCGACCUGCGACGUGGCAUGCCUGCAAGCCUUGUCGCGAAGAAUACACUUCGGCAAGUUCGUAGCUGAGAGCAAGUUCCAGCAAGAAACGGAGAGAUUCGUGAAACUCAUCAAGGCCGAAGACCGUGAAGGGAUUGACGCUGCCAUCACUAAUCAAAAGGUGGAGCAGCAGGUCCUGGAGCGACUUCGGCUGAAGGCGAAGACAUAUGGCAAGGAUCCCUCUGCCGCGACCAACGGUGGAGCCUCCGGAGAAGAGAAGAUCAAUGUCGAGGCUGUGGUCAAGAUGUAUGCCCAGGUGGUGAUACCAUUGACCAAGAUCGUCGAAGUCGAGUACCUUAUGCAAAGACUGAAGGGCACGCCAUGGGAGUAA